CGGCUGGUGGCGUAGCGGCAGUUGCUGCGUAAAGUUGUAGAUAAGCGGUCGCCGAAAGCGGUCGCCGAUCUUCCUCGUAGUAACCUUGUCCUAGAAGAGGCGGCGGCGCUUGCCUCCUGCGCGUACGCAGUUUCAUCGCAUCGCAUCCAGCGGCGGUGCAGCGGAAGCGCUAGAUCACGAGAACUUCGGACGCGGAUCCCGCUAGCAUCAUGAACGAAGCUGACAGCCCGGCGGGCAAGCGUCCCAUCUUCGACGCUUCGAAAUUUCCCUUGGGCGAUGCGAAGAUUUUGCCAGACUACACGCAACUGAAAGCACCCGAUGACAUCGACAACAUGACGAGCCAGUUUAUCCAGGGCUCCUACUCGCCGGUGAAGGAUGCCGUGCCGAACCCGUUUCACUACCGUAUCCACCUCACCCGGGCCGACAAGAUCAAGGUGGCCCUGAUGUCGGUGUUCGUGGUUCCGAUACGCAUCGUGCUAAUCAUUUUCUUCCUGUUUCUCACCUGGAUCGGCUGCUACCUGGGUCAGCUCGGCCUUUCGCACAAGGACCGCACAGAGAAGCCGCUUACCGGAUUUCGCAGGGCCAUCCAAAGCGUGUCCAGAGAGUGCGUGCUCAUGUGCGUGCGUUCAGCUGGCUUCGUGGUGCGUACGGUGGGACGGGCCGCGCCCGCCCACGAGGCUCCCAUCCUGGUGGCCGCCCCACACUCCUCUUUUUUCGACACGGUGGCCGCCAUGCUUGGCAACCCGGUGCCUUCGGCCGUCGUGCGCUCCAAGAGCAAGGGCAUGUUCUUCCUCAGCACUAUCUUGAACUACACUCAGCCAGUGUACGUGAAGCGGAGUGACCCCAACUCUCGCCAGAACACGGUGCGCGAGAUCACCCGCCGUGCUACCUCCAAGGAACCUUGGUCCCAGGUGAUCAUCUUCCCAGAGGGCACCUGCACCAACCGUUCAUGUCUCAUCACUUUCAAGCAGGGUGCCUUUGUUCCUGGAGUUCCAGUCCAGCCCAUUCUCAUUCGGUAUCCGAAUGAACUGAACACUCUCAUAUGGACUUGGGAUGGCCCCUCUGCCUAUGAAACCCUGUGGUUGACCUUGUGCCAGGUACGAACGCACAUGGAAAUUGAGUAUCUUCCUGUCUAUGUCCCAAGUGAACAGGAAAAGAAAGACCGCAGGCUUUAUGCUGAAAAUGUUCGCUACUUGAUGGCAAAGGCCUUGCGGAUCCCACUUUCCUCAUACUCAUAUGAUGAUCUUAAGCAUAUUGAUGUAGAAAACACCUGCCUUGUGAAGACCGUUGUGUGCAAUCGUGUGCAUCAUCUCAUCAGUAGGAAUCUCAUCCAGUUCCAAGAUAUUGGGGACGUGAUUCUCAAAGUAAAAGCUGCCAUAAAGAACAGCGACACACAUCUAGUGAGCUUUACGGAGUUUGUUGCCCUCCUAGGAGUUCCUGCAGACCAUAUUUCCAGGAACGUGUUCGAAGCUUUUGACAUUGAUCGAAAAAACCUACUGGACUUGCGGGGUCUCCUGGCAGCUUUCUGGUUGUUUCACAAGUCUGAACGACAUCGGACUGAAAAAGCUUUUAAGGAAUUUUGUGAUGACAGCAAGGGAAUAUGUAUGGUGGACUUUGUGCAACUUAUCUGGAUUCUUCUUGCACUACCAAAGUCGGCAGCAAUGUCCCUGUUUUAUAAGAUUGACACUGCUGCACUGGGGUGGAUUCACUUUGAAGACUUCAAGGAAUUUAUUGCCAUGACAAAGUGGACAGACAUCUUGGCAUCACCAUCGGGCAACAGUGACUCACUAGAUGGGGACAAGUAUGUGCCAAGCAAAGAAGAAUGAUGAGAGGGACAGUUGACAAGACUGUAGAUACAGUGUCUGUUUUCUUUUUGUGUUUUAUUAUUUUUAAUGGAGAACUGCCGGUUCAUUUUGUCACAGGUUUUCAAAUGUCUUUUUUUUUCACUCAGUGUAAAAUAUUUGUUUUCCAUUGUAAGAGUACAUUUCCUAAAUAUUGUGGCGACUAUGGUCCUUGGAGCCUAGUGCUAGCCACUUGGCAAAGUGCUGGACUUCCUUACAUGGGACCAGAUGCCAUGGGUGCUGGUUUUGAAUCUGUUCCCAGUUUUUUUUUUUUAAGGAAAUUGGUGUAACACGGCACUCAGUUUUUUUUUUUUUUGCUCACGUUAUCCAUACACAAUACUCCUCUAUUGAUGAAAAUGGCUGCGAGUGGUGCACUUGUGACAAAUGUGGCCAAAGCAUGCAAGUAUGCUGGAAGGAAGUACCACUUGUGCAGCUUUUGCUUGCUGUUCAGCCCAGUUGGCCUUGUAGAUUAACCUUUGUAAAAGUGAUCGGUAGACUUUUCUAGUGUCGGGUAUCUCACCCUGCCGGACUUUUCACCUAUCUCUUUGCAUCUGCACACAAUCUUUUGGAAUUCUUUGAUACGCUGUCCUAUGGUGAGACUGUGCUUUAGCACUUGCAAAUGCUCCGAGCUUGGCUUUAGUUUGGAAACAGCCAUAUUUUACUACUGUUCAAAUCUUGGAAGCUACCUUUACAGCUUGCACUCUAUACCAAUGGCCUUCUUAAAUAUUUUGGACUGAAGUAUAGCGUAUGGCACUGAUUGGUACUGUGUGUACUCAAGAAGGAAUGCAAUGGUAGUAGCUGAGCCUACUUCCUUUACAGUGGACAUCUAGCCAUACGGCAAAACCUGGCCCUGAAAUGGUACAUGCCCAGUUUUUGCUGAUGGCUGCCUUUAAGCCUGUUUGCUUGGUCCCCAUCCAGGAUGCUCACUCAUGAGUUAGUGACUUGUCUGAAUGUUGCUGAUUCAAUUUGUGAAUGGGAACUCCUGAAUCUGAGGUUUCAAAGACUUUGCAACAAGUAAGUGCACCAUGACCAUCAUGAGGUAGGUUUUCGGAUUCAACGCAAUCUUCAUGUUUGUUGGUCUUUUUAUUUAUCUGAAACAUGCAGUAGGUGACAAAUGUGGAAUUCUGAGUAUUCUGAGUGAGCUCUGAAGUAUGUCCGAAAAUAAAUUUAAAAAGAAUUCUAUGUUGCAUGCAGUUUUAUUAGCUCUCUGGAGACCAAAUCAAGCUACCUCUGAACAAAACCAGCGUGGUGUUUGAGCUUGUGCAUCUAAGGUCAUGUGCCACUUGGUUGUGGAGAUGUUUGCUAUGGAUGUGUAUGACUGCUAUCAAUGUUAGUUAUAUAGAAUGAGCUUUAAAAAGUGUGGUUACUGACCAGUCUUUUGAUGAUGUGCAGCAGGACGCAAAUGAUUGUGUAUAGCGAUUUUCAGUUGGAACCAAACCAGGUGACAUUUUUCUCGCCGUGUUGAAGUGAGCUCCUGUGUGCAGUUUAGCUAAAGCUUUUAUGGCUCAAGCUAUGGUUGACGUCAAUGUUAUCGCUGUUUGUUGUCCGAUACCCUGACUGCUUUGCUUUGCAUUGCUAAAGGCUGCACGGAUAAAUGUUCGGAGUUUGUCAAGCCCAUUCAGUAGCUUUUAGGCAGAUUCUGGUGUGAUGAACCUUGGCCAAAUUUUGCACGCAAUGUCUGUUUGUAGAUUAUCCUCGUCACAGGCUUGUCCCAGUUGUUUUUAUCAACUGAGAGGGAUCUUUUAUGCCCAUAUUUUUGUACUAGCAUUCAUCAUUGGUGUACAUGGAAGCAAAUGCCUCUACAAAAUUCGUUUCAGUGACUUCAGGUUUAUUAACGGUGUGCAUCUUUUUUUUUACUUUGCUGAGUUCUCUAAUUUUGUGAGUGACUAUAGUGUGAGUGAUGACAUGCUGUCUCAUAAUUUUAGUCUUUAUACGUGAUUACUGUCUGUGAAAACUUUGUUUGCUUAAAGUAUAUAACAUUUGUAAAGUUGCAAUAUGAUUGUUAUUUGUAAAGUAUGACAAGUUGGGAAAAGUUGUAAUACUACUGAUUUAUUAUUUAUGUAUUUAUCGGUCUGCAUGUGUCAGCGUAAUAAAUUCAUUUGUCUGAAUGUGGUUUGAAAAGUGAAUAAAAAUAAGUCGAGAUGCUGCA
Rhipicephalus microplus (southern cattle tick) is the source of this 3990-nucleotide messenger RNA. RefSeq names its product lysophosphatidylcholine acyltransferase (gene LPCAT). Gene Ontology annotation, cellular component: endoplasmic reticulum. Gene Ontology annotation, molecular function: lysophosphatidic acid acyltransferase activity. The record is from RefSeq and is a predicted model, not a curated record. Lineage: Eukaryota; Metazoa; Arthropoda; Arachnida; Ixodida; Ixodidae.